This is a messenger RNA of Aspergillus sclerotioniger CBS 115572, 1020 nucleotides long. RefSeq names its product GNAT family N-acetyltransferase. The record is from RefSeq and is a predicted model, not a curated record. Gene Ontology annotation, molecular function: acyltransferase activity, transferring groups other than amino-acyl groups. NCBI's taxonomy places the organism in Eukaryota, Fungi, Ascomycota, Eurotiomycetes, Eurotiales, Aspergillaceae. The coding region runs from base 111 to 749 and encodes 212 amino acids. The transcript is spliced from 2 exons.
UUGCGCGACUCCAGCCAGGGAGGGGGCCUCUCUGCUACAGACGGAUCUCAAUCUCAUCUUUCCAUGUGUCCUCUUCGCUCUCUUCCUGUGCCAUCUCACGCUUCUCCAUCAUGACAUCCUCCACGCUCAGCAACUCCCCCCUGCGGCUCGAACUCGCCACGCUCGACGAUCUGCCCGAGAUCACCGAGCUCUGGUAUAAUGCCUUCACCACGCCGGGCCUGCGUGCCAUCUGGCCCGACACCCCCGGGGUGCGCCAGUGGUGGCACACGGCCAACGAGCACGACAUGUUGCACAAGCCACGCGAGAAAUACGUCAAGGUAGUGGACACCACUCAGAAUGGCCGUAUCGCCGCCUACGCGAAAUGGUCGCUGCAGACGGCCGAGGAGCGCGGUGCCCGCUGGCCCGCCUGGCAUCCUGACAUGGACCCCGUCCGGAACGACGCCUUUCUCCAUCAACUCGAGUCCUGCCGUGCCACUCUAGUGGGCGGGGGUCGGAAGAAUUUCUACCUGGAUAUGCUUGCGACCCAUACUGACUACCGUCGCAUGGGAGCCGCUCGUUUGCUCCUCGAAUGGGGAUGCCAAGUUGCCGAUGAGGAGGGGGUACCAAUCUACAUCGACGCCAGUCAGGCUGGCAAGCCGGUGUAUGAGCGGCUUGGGUUUCUUGACCGCAGUCAUCUCUUGGGUGAUACGGGAGAACUGGCGGCCAUGGUCAGGGAUCCGCGGAAGCCAGAUGCUCGAGAAGAUGCAUGACUUUUUAUUGCCGCCUGGAGUUCGUGGGGAUGGUGCGAUUGGAUCUCCUCGAUGUGGUCCACCAGUUUUUGUUGUGAUGCUGCUGCUGAGACGAGCCUGAAGCACCAAUAUAUAUAGAAGCUAGAUCGCGGCCAGUCACCGGCCUUAGCGGAUGCAGCGCCAUCGAAUAUAUAGUUCAAGACAUAGAGAAGCACCCAGAAUCAAAGUGUUUCUGAGCACGGGGCAAUCGUGACCCGAUCACCCCUCCAGUUGAAAAACAAAUAAAACAGGU